CGCAUUCGUUUUUCAUCCUGUAUAAAUAAUCCUAACAUCUUACUGCUAUGAGGACGUUCGUAUUUUCUGACAAUCGGGAGGACGACAGUAUUACAGUUGUUAUACCAGAGAUACUAGAUCCAGAGUAUGGCAUGUACACAUGGCCUUGUGCGCCCGUUCUUGCGCAGUACAUUUGGUACAACCGUAACUGGAUCCGCGAUAAAACUGUUCUUGAACUUGGAGCUGGAACUGCUUUGCCAGGAAUAGUAGCUGCGAAAUGUGGGGCCAUUGUGCAUCUUAGUGACAGUGCUGUUUUGCCAAAGUGUAGAGAAAACUGUGUGAAAUCAUGUAUUGCAAAUGGGCUACAUGAGCUCAAAGUGCACGGGAUCACGUGGGGACGAUUCGGGAAGGAGAUUUUCCAGCUUCCUAAACUUAACAUUAUCAUAGCAUCAGAUUGUUUUUACGACACGAAAGACUUUGAAGAUAUUAUAGCAACCGUGUCUUUUUUGUUGGAAAGAAAUCCGGGAUCAGUAUUCAUUUUUACUUAUCAGGAAAGGAGUUCAUCUCGCACAAUCGAACAUUUGCUAGAACGAUGGAAUCUAAAUGGAAGCCGAAUUCCUCUGUCGGAUUUCGAUGCUGACAAACCCUGUUUGGCUGGCUCAGACCUGCCUGGAAAUCACACUAUUCAUAUGUUCAAAGUUAUAUCUAGAGACAUUACGUAAAAUUUUGUACUAUAAAAUAGAUUGCAUUGAGCACACUUGUGUAAAUCAUUAAUCUGAAGGGAUUCAGGCGAAACGCAAACAUUAAUUCAGACACGCCUUAAAAUACCUCAGUGUAGCCAUAUGUCUCAGUGUUUAUAGUGCUGAAACAAGAUCGGGCCGAUGUUGAGAGUGGAACAAAUAGGUCAUAGUUUAUAGUUUUUCUGUCAGAAUAUAAUUACGUUGCAAAAGAAGUUAGCUUAGCCUCAAAAGUUACCUAUAUAGCGAGUAAAUUUUUACUGAGGCAUCAUAUAACAACAUUAUUUGGGAUCAGUCCUUUCGUUUGUAUAAAAUUUACCUGAAAUUUGCGUACUUAAUAAUUACGAUACUUCCGUUUAUUACCACCCGAUAUGAACGUUAAUCGCAUAAUGCAGUGUGACAUAGGUCAUUCUGAAUAUGCUUAGGACUUCAUGUAUAAGACAGAUAGACAUAAUUAUGUUUUUGUUUUAAAGUUUAAUAAAGAGUCAGAACAUUUUCA
Molecule: messenger RNA, 1215 nt
Organism: Mercenaria mercenaria
Lineage: Eukaryota; Metazoa; Mollusca; Bivalvia; Venerida; Veneridae
Product: histone-arginine methyltransferase METTL23-like
Exons: 1
Coding region: 48-701 (217 amino acids)
Cellular component (GO): nucleus; cytoplasm
Source: RefSeq, a predicted model, not a curated record